AUGGAGGAAGAGGUGCUCUUGAGUGGUUGGUUAGAGAAGCGGCUGCCAGUGCUACGAGACACCUGGGAGCCCCACUGGUGCGUCCUGAGGCAGAGCUCCUUAGCGUGCUACGAGGCGGAGCGUGAGUGCUCCGUGCCCAAGCUGGAGCUCCGAGUGCUGAAGUGGGCGGCCUUCAGGGAAGAAGAUGCCUUUGGAGAUGCGCAGCUCCAUCGGAAGACACGGCCCUGCGGCUUCGUGUUGGACCUGGGGACCGAUGUGCCACACGCUCACCAGCGCUUUGUGCACUUCGACGCGGCGACAGAGGCGCAGCUCCAACGGUGGCUGGAGGCCUUCCAGGCGGUGACCCGCGGCACUGGGGGUGGAAAAUGGAAAGAAGACGAGGUGAAGGAUGUUGACGGUGUGUGGUGA
This is a messenger RNA of Durusdinium trenchii, 408 nucleotides long. The record is from the annotation of a GenBank genome assembly. Lineage: Eukaryota; Dinophyceae; Suessiales; Symbiodiniaceae.